AGCUAUGUGAUAUCGCGAUGUGUUACAGAACGAUUCAAACGCCUCCGUAAGAUGCAGCGGGAAUUAAAAGAAACCGACAUACGACCUAAGAAAAUGAAUGGAUUUAAUGUAUCUGUUAGACGAAACUGAGACGAAACAUAAUAAAUAAAAAAGUGGAAGUCGGGGAGAAAACGGUUCGUUCGGUUAGCGUGACGUCGGCGGGGAGCUACCGUUAACUUCCUGGGUUUGUAAACAAACCAUCCGCAGGUUUGUAAAAAUCGAUAAGAAAGAAGAAUUAUAGCGAUAUUAAAUCUUAAAACAUUAGUGUGUAGGUGGUCUGUGAUGGAGAGCGCCCCGGCUGGCGCUGCGUCAUCACUCAGUACUAACAUAAACAAUAACAACAGAGUGAGUGACUUUCCUGCCCCAGAAACGACUUUAGAACAACUAUUCUCUACUCGGUCUCUGAAAGUCACGGUGUACGACGGGGUGCCCGUGGCCGUUAUCUCCGUCCAGAGGUAUCUAUCGGAAAAGGUUUUCUGCAGUGAUCAGCCCCACGAUCCACAUGACAGCUACACCUACGACGUGACGGUGACGGACGGCGUGUGGAGGACCAGAGGCGUCCUCCACCGCAGUCUGAACCGGCUGGUCCACAGCAACACCCUACGCCCCGGGGUGCAGAUCCGCAUCACCGGCUGCUCCUUCGUGUACAACGAGCAGCGGCUGGGCCAGGGCCACAUCUGCAUCGAGAAGGUCCAAUGCGAUGCAGGGGCGAGGAGGAGUCCGCUUCUGGACGGCCUCAAGGACCUGGGUUGUCUGUCGGUGCUGACCAAGCAUGGCAUGGAGAACGUCGGGGUGCGAGAUGACUUUCCUCUCAAGACGAGCACCAAACAUUAUCUCCCUCUCUGGAACAACGAAGACCCAGAAGGAGAGCAGUGGCUUCCCCCGCGCACCACGCCUGACCUGGUUCUGGACGUGUCCAGCGUCACGUUGCUGUGCGACCUGGAGUCGUCGCUGGGCUACGCGCGCGGAGGCCCACCCCUCCUGGUCAGGGUCAUUCAUAAGUCCAGACUGCGGUACUACGGGAAGUGUGACAUCGUCGACGCGAACAAGAAGGCGGACUACCCCUACCACGCGUACCUGGAGGUGGCGGACCAGAGCGGGGCCAUGUCUCUGGUGCUGUGGAGCGAGCUGUGUCUGGACUGGUACCACAGCCUCCACGUGGGAGCCGUCCUCUACAUCCACAAGUACACCGUCAAGGACAGCUACGCCAACAGGUCCCGCCCACAGAUGGAGCACCACUGCCUCAGGGUGUUCAGGUCAAAAGAGAUCUCCCUGAACCGCCGCAGCACGGCCCCGAUUCUCUCCGUGGUUCCUCAGAAGAACCUCCCGGUCCAGUGGGGGCUGCCUGACGUGGCCUACAGGUUCACCUGCAGGUCCGAGGUGGAGAACCUGGCCCCCAACACGGCCUGUGAUGUCAUCGGUCUGGUGACGUUCGUCGGCCGCGUCCAACGAAUCAGAUGCCAGGGUGACAAGGGGCCCGAGAAGUUCUGGACGUACCGCUGGGUCCACGCGCUCGACGGCUCUUCUCAGCGGCCGUUCAUCCUGGAGAUCUUCUCCUGCUCCCAGCCCGACGUCUUCCACGCCAUCUGCCCCAUGACCUACCUGGUGUGCACCCAGAUGAGGGUGUGUCCGGGGGCGUCGGUUCCCUUCCUCACCUCCAGCUGUGAGACGCAAAUCUUCAUCACAGGCCACCACCGAGGACAGCCGUACGUGUCUGACCCCCGGGUGAAGGAGUUCAUCAGGUGGACCAAGACCCUGAAGGACGGAGCGGUUCUGGACAAGACCCUGGUGGGGGGCCACUACUGCUACCCCCCGGCCCCGCCCGUCUUCACACAGCCCCUGCACAACGGCUCCGUUCCGGUGGUGCUGGUGGCGGCGAGCGACCUGAAGGGGGCGCUAGAGUCCCUCCGCUACCGGGAGCACAAGCGGCUCGCUGUCCAGGGGCUCAUCACGGCCGUCCGAUACGUCCGGCUGCACCCCGACCCUUCAGAGCCGAACCCCGACCCCGACCCCUCGGAGCCCAGUGGGGGAGAGGUAUCAGGUGAGGCUUCAGCGGGAACUUCAAGAGCUUCAACAGCGACAUCGGCAUCAGAACAUCCCGAUGUUGGACAAACGAAGAACGGGACUAGAGGUGGAACAGCGCCCUCUGGUGUCGCGUCCCCGUUGAUCACAAGGAGGACUACCCCUAAAAAGAGAAGUUUCCAUCGCUUCUACUUGACUCGAGCCAAGACGAGAACAAAAAGGCUAGCAGCGGGGCCCGUCAGCCCGGACCCCCCAGAGGUCAGCAGCUCAGGGUCUGACUCGGACCUCCUGGACGCGGGGAGCACCCGCCAGGAAGGAUCGGUGGGACCCCCCCCCCCCGACCCCGCAGCAGAGCAGAGCCCGCCGCUCCGCUGGGAGAGCCGUGAUUGGUCGAGGCAGCGCGGGGAGGUGUCGACCCACCUGUGUGGGGAGGGGCUUCAGCCGGACAGCCUGGCGCGCCGCUUCUCCCUAGAGGAGAGGAGCGCCCUGCAGGCCUGGAGCGGGCUCCCCUCCUCCCACUGGACCCCCCCGGACCCCCAGCCCGGCCCGACCGCCCCCCCGGGGGCCGGGGCCCCGGGGUGGCGGCCCCCGGGGUACUACCACACCACCAUACUAGGCAUCAACCAGCAGGUGGCGCUGGACGCUGCGUUCUGCCCGGUGGUGUCGUCAGCAGACCCCCGGGCCGAGGGGCUCCCGCUGGACCCCCACGGGAACUCCCUGCUCUCCCUCCUCUCCGCCGGCUUCCUGUGCCCUCUGGGUGACCCCGUGACCCCCGACCUCCCCUCCCCAGAGGAGGUCCUCCAGACGGCCGGGGAGCUGGAGGGGGCCCACCUGCUGUGCGUCCUGGACCUCUGCCACCUGGGGGGCGACCGGGUGGAGGUGCUGCUCAGCAAGGUGUACCGGGUCACCUAGGGGACCGUCGCCUAGGGAACCACCUGCCCGGGGGCCCCCCGUCACCGGGCCCUCGUUGGUCAUUAGGAGGUUAACGUGUUGAUUUAACAUUAAAACGUUUUUUAACUAAACAUGUUUGGUUCUGUUGUUAAAAUACUUUUAAAGUAGAAAGAGUUAUUGCAGCAGGUAAGUGUCCCUCAGCGCUGACCUGACAUCACAUCGCUUCAUUGAGUUAAUCGUCAAGGACUCUGGAUCGUAAACAUGUACGCUUAGAAGUAUUUAUUUAAACUGAAAUUCACAACACGUGUAUAAUUUGUAUCUAAUUCUAUUUUGGAAUGUAAAAACAUUUAUUCAUUAUCUCAAAACAAUGUCAACAAUAUUUUAAAGCUUAUUUUGAUGGUGAAUACAGAAAAUACCCAACGAGCCAUUCGAGUGACUGUGCAACACUGCGUGAACGUUCGCAUGAUGAGGUUCGACACCUCAUCAUGUUACAAAAUCACCUACGUUUUAAAAUCUUGUAACACAUAUUUAUAUUUAUAUAUUUUUUUAUCAUAAAAGAUAAGAGUAUUUACUCUGGACCUUUUAAAUUUUUAUGUACAAUAUCUUCAGGGUUUCUGCGCUCCAGGGGCAGAAGUGGCCGGAGAAAUCGGAUUUGUGUCCGAGCAGAAACUGUGGUCAGGUGUGGCAGUGUAUUUCUCGCUUGUGUUGACGUCGCAUUAAAAGUCACACUUCAUAGAAAACAUAGAUUCACCAAGCAACCGUGAGGCCAGAACAGCUCAGGUCAGACGGACACACUGGAACCAAACCAACAUUUGAGCAUCUUUAAACAAACAUGUAGUCACUGUGACCUUUGUGUAAGUUUGUUACAAAUGUUCGGUUGUUGUACUUUAUAUUGGACAUUAAAAGUAAUCGACUCAUCAGCUGUUUUCCCAUUUUUAUUGAAAUCAGAAAUGCGUUUUUUACGUUAUAUUGUGCCGUCAUUCAUGAGUCCUAAAUAUAAACAAAUAGUAAUGAUAAGAUUAUUAUGAUGCACACAUUAAUCCCCGGAACUAGUUCUACAUAACUGCACCCAUAAACAAUUGUACAACAAUAAACCUUUACGACCUUUAUGAUGAAUAUAAUGUAAUGUUAUUCUUUACAAAGAGGGUAUUUUUUUAAUGUCAGGGAUAUGUUCUCUCGGAUCUCACAUAGUAGAGAUUCUAAGUCAUGAAACAACAUUAGUUGUUUUGGUGGUUUGUUCGUUUUAUAAUCAAAGGUCCUAGUUCGUUUGAUUGACAGGUGAGAUGAUCAGACCGGCAGAUGAUACGUCAUCAUAAAUACUCCCUAGACCGAGGAUUGGAUAGAGAGGCUUAUUAAAGCUGCAGCCAGUAGCAGAGUAGAUAUGCACCCUGGCUUCCACUUCAUAGAAGGAGACCAGACCCUCAUCAUAAUCAACAAACACCCCCACCUUCUGGAGCUCAGCUUUCAGAGGGAGACUGACAGCAGGGUCAUCACUAAAUACCAACCUAUUGUUGUAGGUAAGAAUCCAGUAACCAUGGCUAGGAAUUAAUGUGAUGAGAUUUGAUAUUGACCCGGGGAUCGUGGUCACUCCUAAAUUCCAUUUGGUAUUGCCUUUAACCUGGACCUCAAAGUAAGACCUCCCUGAGGUGAAGCUCUGCCUUGCCAGAACAGAUACAUUUUGUCUAUAAUUUCUAUAUCCCAAAUAUCGGUUAUUUGAAUCUUUCCCUUUAGCUCCAUCUUCUACCAUUUUGCCAUCCCCAGACACGACGAGACGGUGAUGAGCUGUAUUAGGAUCCAGAGUCACAUCAACUUUAUACUCCUGGACCCUCUUCAGUUCAGCAUCAAACAGCUUCUUCAUCUCCAUGUUCAGCGUCUCCUCCAGUGGAUGCAGGGAUCUCCACAAGGUCCCUACGUAUGACGGAGGACGGACCUCCACCGUCAUCCAGUCCCUGUUGGGUGGAGGAUUCUUCAGGGAACUGACGGCCUGGAGGAAGUGGAGGUGGUCUUCAGUGUGUAAGAGCUGCUUCACCAUUGACAUUCUCUUGGUCAGAUCUACUACUUCCUGCUCCAGCUCUUCGAUGAGUGCUUCAGCUUGUUUCUCUGUGGA
Molecule: messenger RNA, 5059 nt
Organism: Gadus chalcogrammus (walleye pollock)
Lineage: Eukaryota; Metazoa; Chordata; Actinopteri; Gadiformes; Gadidae
Gene: radx
Product: RPA1 related single stranded DNA binding protein
Exons: 16
Coding region: 322-2973 (883 amino acids)
Biological process (GO): regulation of DNA repair
Cellular component (GO): replication fork
Molecular function (GO): single-stranded DNA binding
Source: RefSeq, a predicted model, not a curated record